This is a messenger RNA of Dioscorea cayenensis subsp. rotundata (Guinea yam), 723 nucleotides long. Its product is annotated as 17.3 kDa class II heat shock protein-like. The transcript has a single exon. NCBI's taxonomy places the organism in Eukaryota, Viridiplantae, Streptophyta, Magnoliopsida, Dioscoreales, Dioscoreaceae. Bases 94 to 561 code for a protein of 155 amino acids. The record is from RefSeq and is a predicted model, not a curated record. Gene Ontology annotation, biological process: protein complex oligomerization; protein folding; response to salt stress.
AUCCUAUAAACACCCCCAAUUUCCCCCAAUUUCUCACCAAAUCGAAUCACUCGAAAUCCCAAUUCGGAAUUCUAGAUCUCGCUCGAGCAAGCAAUGGAUGUUCGGAUGUUAGGCCUGGAGAACCCGCUGUUUUCGACGCUGCAGCACCUAGUGGAGAUCCCGGAAGAGAUGGAGAAGGCCUUGAGCAACGCCCCCAGCCGAGCCUACGUGCGAGACGCGAAGGCAAUGGCGGCGACGCCGGCAGACGUGAAGGAACUCCCGGGGAAGUACGUCUUCGAGGUGGACAUGCCGGGAGUGAAGUCCGGCGACAUCAACGUGCAGGUGGAGGAGAACGUGCUGGUGAUUAGUGGAGAGAGGAAGAGGGAGGAGGAUAAGGAGGGGAAGUACCUGCGGAUGGAGCGGCGCGUGGGAAAGUUCAUGAGGAAGUUCUCGCUGCCGGAGAACGCGGAUACGGAGAAGGUGGCGGCGGUGUGCAAGGACGGAGUGCUGACGGUCACGGUGGAGAAGCUGCCGCCGCCGGAGCCGAAGAAGCCCAAGACCAUCGAGGUGAAGAUCGCUUGAAUGGAGACAAGAGUGAUGGAGUGGCAUGAUGGUAAUAUUGAGUGUGUUUUGAGGGUGUAGUUGGUUUGAAAGAGUUAGUGGAUGUUUGUAAUGUUUGGUAAUUGGUAACCGUAUUAGUAGUACUAGGGAUUGAAGUAUGUUGGUUUUUUUUUUUCCUUUUAA